AUGCGUUCGUUACAGUUACUUCAGUUUCUCGUACUUGGAAGCAAGGCGGAGAUAGAUGUCUACAACAGCUCGCUCGUGGUCGUCGACAAGUUUCUAUCGCUCGAUGCGUACUUCGGCUCCGAUCUCCCAGAUGACGGCCUUUUCGGUCGAAUUUCUCUAGCAUCUCCUAUCGAAGCCUGCGAUGUUCCAAUCAAGCCUGCGCCUGCUCCCUACAGACUUCAAAAUGAAACCGUUCUCCCCAUCGCCCUCAUUUCCAGAGGCACCUGCUCGUUUCUCGACAAAAUUCAAGCCGCAACAGAAGCUGGUUUCGCCGCGGCAAUAGUUUUUACCCUCCCAGAUGAUCCUCCUACGGGAAUGGGGCCCACUGGCUAUCCUGAGUUUAUUCCUGCAGUGAUGACGACAUUUGACGCUGGAGAAUUCCUCAAGAGCGAAAAAGACCACAUCUUCGUCCGUCUUCUUCCAACAGACGAUCCAUUUCCUUUCCCGCAGCAUCUUCUUUGGCCCUUUGCUUCUGCCGUGGGAGGUUGUCUACUAAUCAUGCUCAUUUCGACGAUCGUAAAGCUCGCCCGCGAAUACAAAAAAGCCCGGAAAGGAAGACUUUCCCGAAAGAAGCUCAAUACGCUUCCGAUCAUCAAAUUCAACCCGCAAGAACACGGCUCGCGAUUUGAAAGCUGCGCGAUCUGCAUCGAAGAAUUCAAAGCGGGGGAGAAGAUUCGAGAGCUGCCUUGUAAGCAUGGCUAUCACAAGAUCUGCAUCGACCCUUGGCUAACAUCAAACAGAAAAGUAUGUCCCCUCUGCAAGCAAAUCGUACUUCCAAGCUCGGAUGAUGAAGCUUCUGAAAACGAAGACUCCCCUUUAAUCCGACCUGAAGGACCCGAGCUCCAAGAUGACGAGGAAAGAAGCGUCGGCUGGGCCGCAGCUUUUUCCCGCAGCAGUCCUCGUGCGCGUGGUCCUUCAGUAAGCAGCUACACUUCACUAGAUGGCGAAGUCAAUCCCGUCUUCGCGACAGAAAACUCGACGAACACUUCAACAACAUUAUCCUCACAAAUCGCGGUCCCAAUCGACGAUGAAGGCGUUCCCAUUAUUCAUCUCCCCGUGGAAACAGACUCGGACGAUGCCGACGACGAAUCGACUCCCAGGAAUGAUCCAGCGACGGUAUGA
Molecule: messenger RNA, 1161 nt
Organism: Oikopleura dioica
Lineage: Eukaryota; Metazoa; Chordata; Appendicularia; Copelata; Oikopleuridae
Source: the annotation of a GenBank genome assembly